This is a messenger RNA of Austrofundulus limnaeus, 5422 nucleotides long. It is a transcript of the gene grm1a, whose product is annotated as glutamate receptor, metabotropic 1a. Gene Ontology annotation, biological process: G protein-coupled receptor signaling pathway. The transcript has 9 exons. The record is from RefSeq and is a predicted model, not a curated record. NCBI's taxonomy places the organism in Eukaryota, Metazoa, Chordata, Actinopteri, Cyprinodontiformes, Rivulidae. The coding region runs from base 333 to 3818 and encodes 1161 amino acids. Gene Ontology annotation, cellular component: membrane. Gene Ontology annotation, molecular function: G protein-coupled receptor activity.
ACAGCCUUGAACAGUUCGAGCAGAAGUGUCACGAUUUAUCCUGACAGACAACAUUAUUUUUCAUCAUUCUGAUUGUAAAUCGAUGUUUUAUUGAGUGAAACCUCGAGUCAAGGCAGUCUGGGUUUAUCUGUACCCUUCUCCUCACUCGGAAUUCUAAGAAUCGGACCGGAUCGGAUUUGGGUUAAACCGUGAGGAGUCCCAAAGACGUCCUUGUGUUGGGGAAGGUGUUCGUGGAUCCCGCCCAGGUCUCGCGCCCACCGGUUAUGGCUCGGAUGAGUCUCGGAUAAAAUGCCCGCGGCGCCGUCGGCGCGCCUCCCGCUCUGUGGCGCAACAUGGCACGCGUAAAGAUGGGUCCGUUCGCACUCCUGUGUCUCCCCGCGUGCCUCCUCCGCGUGCUCGUGCUCUCGCACAGCGGCGUCCUCCACGAGCGCUCGGUGGUCCCGCGCGCCGCCUCCCGCUCCGUGGCCCGCAUGGACGGCGACGUCAUCAUCGGCGCGCUCUUCUCCGUCCACCACCAGCCGUCCGCCGAGAAGGUGGCCGAGCGCAAGUGCGGGGACGUCCGCGAGCAGUACGGCAUCCAGCGCGUGGAGGCCAUGUUCCACACGCUGGACCGGAUCAACGCCGACCCCGACCUGCUCCCCAACAUCAGCCUCGGCUGCGAGAUCCGGGACUCGUGCUGGCACUCCUCCGUCGCCCUGGAGCAGAGCAUCGAGUUCAUCCGGGACUCCCUCAUCUCCAUCCGGGACGACAAGGACGGGUCCAAGUGGUGCAUCGACGGGACCCCGUCCAAUCAGCCGCCGCCGUCCAAGAAACCCAUCGCGGGGGUGAUCGGCCCCGGGUCCAGCUCCGUGGCCAUCCAGGUGCAAAACCUCCUGCAGCUCUUCAACAUCCCGCAGAUCGCCUACUCCGCCACGAGCAUCGACCUGAGCGACAAGACCCUGUUCAAGUACUUCCUGAGGGUGGUCCCUUCGGACACCCUGCAGGCCCGGGCCAUGCUGGACAUUGUCAAGAGGUACAACUGGACCUACGUGUCUGCGGUCCACACUGAGGGGAACUACGGCGAGAGCGGCAUGGAGGCCUUCAAGGAGCUGGCCUCCCAGGAGGGCCUGUGCAUCGCCCACUCGGACAAAAUCUACAGCAACGCCGGCGAGAAACACUUCGACCGGCUCCUGAGGAAACUGCGGGAACGUCUCCCCAAAGCUCGCGUGGUGGUGUGUUUCUGCGAGGGCAUGACGGUCCGYGGCCUCCUGAUGGCCAUGAGGAGACUCGGCGUGUACGGGGAGUUCCUCCUGGUUGGCAGUGAUGGAUGGGCUGACCGCUACGAGGUUGUAGAAGGUUACGAGCAGGAAGCGGAGGGAGGAAUCACCAUGAAGCUGCAGUCAGAGGUGGUCAAGUCCUUCGACGACUAUUACCUGAAGCUGCGUCUGGACUCCAACAGGAGAAACCCCUGGUUCGCCGAGUUCUGGCAGUACCGAUUCCAGUGUCGCCUCUCGGGCCAUCCACAAGAGAACAAGAACUACAAAAAGAUCUGUUCUGGAAAUGAAAAUCUCCACGAGAACUACGUGCAGGACAGUAAGAUGGGCUUCGUCAUCAACGCCAUCUACGCCAUGGCUCACGGCCUUCACGACAUGCACAGGGAGGUUUGUCCGGGCCAGACGGGACUCUGCGAGGCCAUGGACCCCAUCGACGGAAGCAAGCUGCUGGAUUACCUGCUCAAGACGUCCUUUCGAGGCGUCUCCGGCGAGGACAUUUAUUUCGAUGAAAACGGAGACACCCCAGGCAGGUAUGACAUCAUGAAUCUACAGAACGUGGGCGACGAUCGCUUUGACUACUUAAAUGUGGGGUCCUGGCAUGAGGGGGUCUUGAGCAUCGAUGACAACAAGCUAUGGAUGAACAGCAGUGACAUGGUUCGCUCGGUCUGCAGUGACCCCUGUUCCAAAGGACAAAUAAAGGUGAUAAGGAAAGGCGAAGUGAGCUGCUGCUGGAUUUGCACGACAUGCAAGGACAACGAAUAUGUCCAGGAUGAGUUUACCUGCAAGGCAUGCGAGCUGGGAUGGUGGCCCGAUGAAGAACUGGCAGGCUGCCAACCCCUGCCUUUGAAGUAUCUUGACUGGGCAGAUGUGGAGUCCAUAGUUGCAGUCGUUUUCUCCUGUGUGGGCAUCCUGAUCACCUCCUUCGUCACCUUCGUGUUCAUCCAGUACCGUGACACACCUGUGGUUAAGUCCUCCAGCAGAGAGCUGUGUUACAUCAUCCUGGCAGGUAUAUUCCUAGGCUACAUCUGUCCGUUCACCCUGAUCGCGCGUCCCACGGUGGCCUCCUGCUACCUGCAGCGUCUCCUGGUCGGCCUUUCGUCGGCCAUGUGCUACUCGGCCCUGGUGACUAAAACGAACCGGAUCGCCCGCAUUCUGGCGGGCAGCAAGAAAAAGAUCUGCACCAGGAAGCCACGCUUCAUGAGCGCCUGGGCUCAGGUGAUCAUUGCUUUCAUGCUAAUCAGCGUGCAGCUAACUCUGGAAAUAACGCUCAUCAUUCUGGAGCCUCCUGAGCCCGUCAAGUCCUACCCGAGCAUUCGCGAGGUUUACCUCAUCUGCAACACCAGCAACAUMGGCAUGGUGGCGCCACUGGGCUACAACGGCCUGCUAAUCAUGAGCUGCACCUACUAUGCCUUUAAGACAAGAAACGUCCCUGCCAAUUUUAACGAGGCGAAAUACAUCGCCUUUACAAUGUACACUACCUGCAUUAUCUGGUUGGCCUUUGUGCCGAUUUAUUUUGGCUCCAACUACAAGAUCAUCACCACGUCCUUCUCCGUCAGCCUGAGUGUCACAGUGGCGCUGGGCUGCAUGUUCACCCCCAAGAUGUACAUUAUCAUUGCCAAACCAGAGAGGAAUGUCCGAAGCGCCUUUACCACAUCCGAUGUGGUGCGAAUGCAUGUUGGUGAUGGGAAGUCUGCGGCUCAGUGUGGCAGCAAUAGCUUCCUCAAUAUGUUCCGCCGGAAAAAGGCUGUGUCUGGAAAUGCCAAUUCUAAUGGCAAGUCUGUGUCAUGGUCUGAAUCAGGUGCAAGACACCCUCCGAAAGGGGGGAAUGUGUGGCACAGACUGUCUGUGCAUGUGAGGAAACAGGAAGCCGGCUUGAAUCAGACAGCGGUCAUCAGGCCCCUAACUAACACCCCCGACCCCCACAGUUCCGAGCCCUCCGCCGACAACCUUGGCACCGACGCCCAUCUCCCCCAGGAGCMACCCGGCAGUAAGCCUCUGCGCAAUCUGGUAGAGGAAGACGACGAGGGCGACGCGCAACGCCCCCUCUGGACUCCCUCGGAACAGAUUCAAGGACUCGAUUCGGACUUGGACGAGCCGGCUUCUUAUUUGCCCCACAACUUGAAACGGCCCAACCCCGAGCCCUCCCAGGGACGUACGGUGAACACGCACAGCUCCCACGUCCCUGGACUGAACGACCACACUGCCAGGGAGUCGCACCCUGCCAAGAAGCCUUUGAGCUUAAAACCAUCUCAGCUUCCUUCAGCCUCGCAAGUGGGGGCCUUCAACGAGGAGGAGUCUGAGGAUGAGGAACUGGACCUCUUGCACAGCUACAUCUAUGAUGCCAAGGAGGAGAGGGAKGGGGAGGACGGAGAGGGCGAAGAGUUGAUCCGACACAAGGCAACUCUGGAGGAAUCCUUACCUCUGUCUCCCCCCUCGCCCUUCAGAGACUCUGUGUGUUCGGGGGAGUCUGUCGACGGCUCGCCCACCAUCGAGUCGAUGCUCGGUAGCUCCGUCUACGGCUCUAAUAUCCUGCAGAAUUUCGCACAUAGCUCCUCGACACUGUGAGAGCAAAACGGGCCCCGACUCAUCAGUCGCACUGAUCACAAAAACAAAAAGAAUUCCAAUUGUUUAUUAGGUGACCUACUUGCUUGUAUUUACUACUUUUAUURGUAGAUGGUUUAUUCAAAUAGAGAUGCACCUCAAUGUAGAAGCGCUUAAUGUUUUUGAAGGGCUGCCAGUGCACUUUUGGGAACAUGUAAAAGUGAGAACGGUGCCAAAAUGAGCCAACUMCAAUGCCAAAUUUUUUCAUAAAUGACACAACAAGGAAUCAAUAAAGGCUGUAGCUCUGGUUUUGACAGUGGCAGCACAACUGAAUGGUUUCUGUGGACCAAAAAUUGGAAAUAAGUAACAAGAAGUCACAUCAACAUUAAAAUGACAAGGUGGUAAAUUUGGUAAAUGGUAAAUUUUGCAGUUAAGUGUUAUGAGUUGCAUCAACAUAGAGAUAAAGACUUGAGCUGUAUAUUAUGUGAAAUGGUUAUAAUGUGCCAAUCGAACUUUUGAACAACCAACAUCCMUGCUUUUAAUUUUUUUUAAAUAAUGUAGCUGAGAAAUAAUUGUGUGAUUGUAGAUAUAAUGGCGAUGUUUAUUCUGUUUAUGCUAAAUGACAGCCCUGAGAACAAGUUUUACAAAUAUUGGGAUGUGCAAAAAGAAAAAAAAUGCUUUUGCGUUUCAUGCCGCGGUAAUAUUUUUCACGUUUUCUGGGUUUGCCGUGUCAUUGUAAGGGAAAACACAGUACAAGUUGUUCAAAUUUUCAAAGUUUGUAAUACUAUUAAGCCAUCUCUUGUUUUUCACACAAGUGGUAUGUUUGUAAUACGGAUAAAUGUUUCUAUAUUUAGAAUGUCAGCAGAAAAAAACAGUUUAUACACUUUGAAACUGUCUUCUGAUAUUUGUUAAGGUACAGUGUGUUUUAAUUAUUAUUAUUAUUAUUAUUAUUAUUAUUAUUAUUAUUAUUAUUAUUUGAUAUUUUUAAGCCAACUCAAGUUGACUGCAUUCUCUUUAAAAGGGUUUUGUUGUAAGCAUAACCACUGAUUAGCUGCUUCCUGUAAUAAGAUUAUAAAUGUUUCAGUUGAGCUUAAAUCUUGCUAUAAACUUGAGUAGUUCAGUUAAGGUUAAGUUUCUUAGGUUUUUAUUUAAUCACUAAUAAUAAAAAUCAUUUCAGAGUACGCGACUACACGGUACAUACUGUAGUGCAAAUGUAUUGUAAUUCCCAAUGGUUUUUAGUUGAUUAUAGUGCAAUUGGUUUAAUACUUUUAGCUCAUGUAAACAAAACAAGGUGCCACCUGUUUGAACACUGUUGACUCYAUAAUAGGCCUUUUAUUGUUUUGGGUGAGCUGGAUAUGAACAAUGCUGUAAAAUAAAAUUAUUUAUAUUAAGAAGUCUGAUCAUUGCCUACAGUAGCCUGAUGCCAAAGUUGUCUCAACUCAAUGAAGAUCCAAUAAUUUGAAACACUUUUCUUUAAGGCAGUAGUUCUGAUGAUCGAUUUCCAGGAAGAUAAAGGUUUAUAAUUAAAAGAAUUAUUUAUUAAAACAAAUUUUAAUAUAAAUGGUAGAUUUUGRAGAUUAUAUGUUAUUGUAGUUAUUGGUAUUGCUAAGUGUCUGGACUAAUUUUUA